CGCGUCGUAGACUCGGGGGCGGGACGAAACGCGCUGAAACUCGAACUCGACGAUGAAAACUUGACGCACAAGACGGUGAGCGCCGACGUGAAGAAGGCCAUCUUGCAGGGACGGUUGGCGAAGAAGCUCACGCAGGCGCAGUUGGCGCAACAGAUCAACGAAAAGCCGCAAAUCGUGCAAGAGUAUGAAUCCGGCAAGGCGAUUCCGAAUCAGCAAAUUCUGGGCAAGCUCGAGCGCAUUCUCGGCGUGAAGCUUCGAGGCAAG
This is a messenger RNA of Ostreococcus lucimarinus CCE9901, 264 nucleotides long. RefSeq lists its product with no specific name. NCBI's taxonomy places the organism in Eukaryota, Viridiplantae, Chlorophyta, Mamiellophyceae, Mamiellales, Bathycoccaceae. The transcript has a single exon. The record is from RefSeq and is a predicted model, not a curated record. Gene Ontology annotation, cellular component: nucleus. The annotation marks the transcript as partial. Gene Ontology annotation, molecular function: DNA binding.